This is a messenger RNA of Peronospora belbahrii, 5331 nucleotides long. The record is from the annotation of a GenBank genome assembly. NCBI's taxonomy places the organism in Eukaryota, Oomycota, Peronosporomycetes, Peronosporales, Peronosporaceae.
AUGGGACAACACUUUUUGUUUCAUCGUGAUUUAGUAGCGGCAACAGCUAUUCAUCACGCUGUUAAUGCUCGUCUUUCGAACGAUAUUGAGUCCGAUUUAGUGCUUGUUGGACCCCAGUGGCUUCGUAUUUACCGUAUCGAGCCUUUUCCAAGCGCAGAGACUGCUGUUGAUGCUGCAAAAGGUCAAGUGCUGCAUCUUGAAGCCUCUUUUCCCUUGGCAGGCGUCGCAGAGAGCGUUCACGUACUGAGAUUUGAUCGGAGUUUAUUGAGAAAAAAACAUCGUUUCUUUGGAGGUGACGAGGUUCUUUUACUUACUUUUUCAUUGUGUAAGUGGGUUAUUGUCGGUUAUGAUCGACGAGCUCGGAAUUUAGCGACAUUGGCCAUGUUUUCAUUUGAAGAAGAUGCAAUUGGACCUGGAGCGACAUUGAAAGGUGAAAAGAAUGGCCAGGAACAACUUUUAGGACUUGGAGCGCAAGCUGCAGCAAGAGUAGACCCACAAACGAGAUGUGGUGCUAUGCUCAUUUAUUCAGAUCAGUUAGUUAUUGUACCGUUCCGAAGUGAAUCAAUUGAGCUUUCAUUUUUUGAAGAAGAUGAAGAAGAGUUUGAAGAUGAAGAGCAAGGAACGACCACGGCAGAUUCAGACGAGGAAGAAGACGAUGAAGAAGAGAAAAAAUUGGAAGAACUUGUAAAUGAAAGCAAACACAAAGGUGUGACAAGCGAUAUGAGCAACACACUAAAUGCUUUGCUAGACAAGAGUGUUAAGGUUGGAUCGAAGCGCAAACGUAACCAUAUGAGUGGACUUAUGCCGAAUGAUAUCACUGGGAGAGAAUUCUUAUUGCGUCUUCGAGAAUUGGAGAUUACUGGAAAGGUUAUUGAUUUGGCUUUUCUUGAUGGAUAUUUGGAACCGACGCUGAUGUUACUGCACGAGGAAAAUGAGAGAAACUCGUCAUAUGGGCGGCUGGCUGUAGGGUUUGACACGUACUGCCUUACAGUCAUAUCAAUUAACAUGAACACAAGACUUCACCCAAAGAUAUGGACGGUGAAAAACCUUCCGUCAGACUGUUUCCGCUUGAUUCCGUGCCGUGCACCGCUUGGCGGCGUGGUGGUCUUGUCAGCGAACGCUUUUCUAUAUUUUAACCAGACGCAGUUCCACGGCCUUGCGACCAAUGUUUUUGCGAGCAAGACCGUGAACCAAUCAGUUCUGCCCCUUAGCGACGCGGUUUACGAGACCCCAGACCACGACAUUGCACAACUUAACGUUGUGCUUUACGAUUGCCAAUAUGAGUACUUGGGUGAGAAAGAGCUGCUGCUUACUUUGCCAAGUGGAGAGGCAUAUGCACUUUCUUUGUUUUACGAAGAAACGUCAAGCCGUGGCCUUUACGGUUUCGCUGGCGCAUCGUCUAGUCGGAAGGCGUCAUUGUCGUUGCGAUUGCUUCAAUCUGGCAUUGUAGCAAAUUGUUUGUGCUUGAACGACGAGAAAAAGACGUUGUUUGUAGGCUCGAGGUCUGGCGAUUCAGUGCUAUACGCUUUGGAUCAGAAGAAGUUGGCUAGCGCUGACGCUAAGGAUGAAGUAUCACAAGAACCAAAAGAUGAGGAAAUGCCGGUUAAGGAGGAGUUAGCUAUAAUAGAAGCGACUUUUCCGAUGAAAUCAGAGCCAGUGGAAGACGAAGAGGAGGAUGAAGACGAAGAUGAUUUGUUUUUGUAUGGGAAGGCUUUAACAAAGGAAGAUACAGCAACAGCAACGGAUUCAACUGAGUCUGCAAAUGGACGGAAUGGAUCCAACACUAGAAAGAGUGUAAAUAAUGCUUUUUUAAAAGAAGGCUGUGGUCCAUAUGAUUUUGAACUGCGGCAGAUUGACAUUUUACCAGGUAUCGGACAGAUCACGUCAAUUGAGCUGGGCGUUGAAAGUAGCGCAGACUCGAACGAGAAACGAGAGGAACUUGUGAUUAGUGGCGGAUUUGAGCGCAAUGGCGCUAUCUCAGUGCUGCACAACGGGUUGCGCCCGAUUGUUGGUACAGAGGCAGAACUAAGUGGUUGCCGAGCAAUGUGGACGGUGUCGUCUUCACUGCCUUCGAUGACCAAAAGCUCUGAUGGGCGGAGCUAUGACGCAUACCUCAUCCUGAGUGUUGCUCAUAGAACGAUGGUACUCCGGACAGGCGAGGGCAUGGAGCCAUUAGAGGAUGAUAGUGGCUUUUACACGUCUGGUCCAACGCUUGCUGCAGCGAAUCUGUUUAACAAGCAGCGGAUUAUACAAAUAUUUAAGCAGGGUGCACGCGUGAUGAUGGAAGUUCCCGAAGAGGAAGCACCAAAUAGCCAAGAGACGAUAGAGAAAGCCGCCGAUACGGAUGAAGAAGUAGACAACGAUGAAGAAGACGCAGGUCCGAGGGUCAAGCUAGUUUGCACGCAAGAAAUCACCUUAGAGGGCGAUGUUGAGUGUGGAGGAAUGAACGUUGACACAUCAAGCGUUGGAAUUGUGUCCGUGGACGUUAUUGAUCCGUACAUCCUUUUACUUCUGACCGACGGUUCGGUUCGUCUACUCAUGGGAGAUGAAGAAGACUUAGAGCUGACGGUAAUUGACCCAGAGAUUGAUUAUCUCGAUGGCAUUGCCGACUCAAAUGACACUGCGGACACAUUGAAGCAUGGCAGUAGUUCUGCUUGUCUCUUUUAUGACUGGGCUGGCAUGUUUCGUGAAAACGCGUGGGGAGAGGACGAGCGCGAAGAGAGAAGCGAGUCUGCAGCGAAUGCAAGUAAGAAAGAAAACGCAGACAAAGACGAUGAUAUGGAUGCAUUGUACGAUACUAAACAAAGUGUAAGAGCGACUUCGGCUGACCGCAAUAGCAAGGCGAAGUCGAUGUUGGACCAAGCUUUCCAGACGAACGUUGAUGGUUCCGUGUCGAUCCCGCUGCUGAUGCAGAAGGAUGCGAAGAUGAUGUGUGGCAUGUGUUUUGGUGAUGGUUCUCUUCAUGUCUUUUCCCUCCCGGAUUUCAAAAAGAGAGGCAUGUUUCCGUACCUGACUUUUGCACCACAGUUCCUUGUCAAUACGCUAGAGCACUACCAAGUCAGCAAAACGAAAAAGGUAAAAUUUUCUGCUCCAAUUCUCGGUCUUAACGCAUCGACAUCUUCAGCAAACGACGGCCGUAUCAAGAAGUCGCACACUGUCAAUUCGCCAGUAGCUGAUAUCAUCAUUCAUCGCGUUGGCCCAAGCGAAGGUCAGCAUAACGCACAAUAUCUCUCUCGAAUGGUAAUGCUGGUGUUCCUAGCAAACGGCGACUUGCUCAUGUACUCCGCGAUACCUAAGGCUGAGGGUAUGAAAUUGCGAGCGGAAAAAGGAGAAGUCGCUCCUGUAUCUCAUUUCCUUCGCGUGGAAACUGAUCUCAUCACUCGACCAUUUCUCCCUCCACGAGCUCGCACGAAUGCUCAUAACGAGUCUGGCAACAAUCCAGAAGUGAGCACCAGUGCAGUACUGGCUAAGCUCCGCGCUGGGUUUCGGUAUCCUAUGCUAACAAGCUUUGCCAACGUUAACAACAUGAGUGGUGCGUUUUUUCGGGGUGCUCAUCCGAUGUGGAUCGUUGGUGAUCGCGGUUUACCGACCUUUAUCCCGAUGUGCGUUGCUGGAUCAGCCCCGCCAGCUCCACGAGUAAAAGGUGCAUCUAACAAGAAUGUGGCUCCCAGAGUAAGCGUGCCUGUUCUGAGUUUUACUCCGUUUCAUCACUGGAAUUGUCCUAAUGGGUUUAUUUACUUCCAUUCGCGCGGUGCAUUGCGUGUGUGCGAACUUCCUUCGAGCAAAACUUCGACAAUCCUGCCGUCAAGCGGUGGCUUUGUACUUCAGAAGGCAGAGUUUGGUACUACCUUGCAUCACAUGCUUUAUCUGGGCAGCCAUGGCCCUGGUGGUGUCGCAGAGGCACUUGAAGCGCCGACAUAUGCUGUUGUUUGCAGCAUAAAGAUGAAGCCAGCUGAUGCAGAACAAGCCACAGAAAUCGAGGGCUUAGAGGAAGAGCAAGACCCUGAGAACUUGGACGCAAAUGGAAAUCCUCUUGGCAGCAAUGUAAUGGCACCGACUGCAGAAAUGUUUCCAGACCAUGAGAUCGAUGAGAUGACUUUAACGGAGGAGGACGUGUACGAGCUUCGCUUGGUGCAGACUGACGAGUUUGGUGAGUGGGGACGUUGUGGGGUAUUCCGUGUGCAUUUUGAGCGGUAUGAGGUGGUGUUGAGCGUAAAGCUUAUGUAUCUGUACGACUCGUCGCUGAUGAAAGAGGAAGUAUUUUCUACUUCGCCAGAAUGGAACAAGAAAAAGAGACCGUAUUUGGUGGUCGGCACGGGCUGGGUUGGCCCGCACGGUGAAGAUGAGAGUGGGCGCGGCCGGCUGCUUCUUUACGAACUUGAUUACGCUCAGUACGUUAAUGAAGAAGGGGGUGCCACGAGUAGAAAGUUGCCGAAGUUGCGGUUAGUGUUUAUUAAGGAACAUCGACAGGGAGCUAUUUCGAUGGUGGCGCAGCUUGGACCGUAUGUGCUGGCGGCGGUUGGAUCAAAGCUCAUCGUGUAUGAGUUUAAGUCGGAACAACUUAUUGGAUGUGCUUUCUACGACGCGCAAAUCUUUAUUGUGACGAUGAAUGUUGUGAAAGACUUUGUCAUGUACGGUGAUGUCUACAAAAGUGUACAUUUCUUACGAUGGAGAGAAAACCAACGCCAAUUGAUACUGCUGGCGAAAGAUUACGAGCCAUUGGCUGUUUCUGCCACCGAGUUCAGCGUGUUUGAGAAGAAGUUAGCGCUGCUGGCAGUGGACAUGGACGAGAAUUUGCACGUCAUGCAGUUUGCACCGCAGGAUAUCGAGUCCCGUGGUGGUCAGCGACUUUUACGUGUUAGUGAUUUCCACUUGGGUGUGCAGGUCUCAAGCAUGUUUCGUAAACGAGUAGACGCUAGCUCUACUGUGUCUGCUACGAACGGCCGCGUAACAACGCCACCUUCCUGCUACGUUAACAUUAUGGGUAACUCCGAGGGUGGUGUUGGCGCUCUGAUUCCAGUUAGCGAGCGCGUUUUCCGCCGUCUUUUCACCUUGCAAAAUGUGAUGAUUAACACAUUGCCUCAGAACUGUGCACUGAAUCCACGUGAGUUUCGCAUGCUCAAGACCAAUGGUCAGCGACGGUGUGGAAGGCCUGAUGCGUGGAGCAAGAAGAAGUGGAAGAAGAGCUUCUUGGACGCAUUCGUGCUAUUCCGCUUUUUAUUACUUGACUAUGUGGCCCAAAAGGAGCUGGCACGUUGUAUUGGUACGACACCCGAGGUUGUCAUUCAUAAUCUGCUAGAAGUCCAGCAUGCCACAGCAACUUUCCUGUGA